AUGACGAACAAGUCAUUUAACUUUGCAUUAAUUCUUAUCGUAAAUUUCCUGUUUCUGACCUACGCUCAUCUAAUAAAUGCCCCGAAAAAACUGCAAAUUUCCAAAAAUGACGCCGAUGUCGAUCCAAGUGACUUUCGUUUAUCACGCAGCGUUUAUCCAAGUCGAUAUGUGAUCGAAAUCGAGCCAUUUUUCAAAGACGAGGGAGCGAAUAAAGCUUUUACCUUCAAUGGCAACGUCAAAAUUUUAUUAAAAACUGAGGAAACGGGCGUAAAAGAGAUCGAACUUCACAUGGAUGAGUCAAUUUCGGUCGAAAGCAUUUCCCUUUUGGAUAAUCAAGGCAUGACUGUGGCACGAGAAGAGACAAUUUACCAAAAUGAAACGGAAAAACUGAAGAUUCCGCUGAAAAAAGAGAUGAAAUCGGGAGUUCAGUACACUUUGGAGAUCGAAUAUGAAGGAAAAUUUAAAUCAGGAGGCGUUUUUAGUGUGGAAUUCAAACCCAUGAAUGCGAGAAAAAUCUUCCCCGUCUUCGAUGAACCUCUUUUCAAGGCAGUUUUUCAAUUAAACAUCAUCCGAUCGAAGGAUUUUCAAGUUUCUCUCAGCAAUAUGCAACUUCAAGAAGUGACUCCGAUCGAAAAUUCAACAAAAGUUCGUGAAACUUUCAAAGCUACACCUCCAAUGUCGCCUCAUUUAGUGACUUUUGUCAUAAAUCACGACUUUAAAUCGAAACAAUCGACUGACAAAAGCUUCGGGGUAUGGGUUCGGGCCUCAGUUGAGUCUCAAUUGACCUAUUCCUACUACUUUGGUCAACAAAUUCUGCACGAAAUGGGCAUUUACUUAAACUACAUCUUCACAAAAGUACCGGAAAUACAAAAAAUCGACUUAAUUGCGAUGCCAGAACAGCAAAUGAACGCCGUGGAAAGCUGGGGAGCAAUGACUUUCCGUGAAAACUUGCUUUUAUGUGAUGAAAAUGACACAAAUGCUGCCGACAAACAACAAAUCGCAACGACAAUCGGUCAUAAAAUUGCCCAAUUGUGGUUUGGAAACCUCGUAACAGGCAAAUGGUGGUCCGAGACGUGGCUAAAUGAGGCAUUUGGAACGUAUUUUGGCGCUUUUGGUACUGCGAUGAUCGAAAAAGAGUGGAAUUUACCUGAACAAUUCGUGGUUGAGGCUUUACAAAAGGCGAUGGAAGCGGAUUCAGCGAGAAAUGUACGUCCGUUGACUGAUGAUGAGGUAUUUACUCGUGAAGAUGUUGAAAAAAUGUUGGAUGAAAUCACGAAUUUUAAGGGAGCUGCCAUUUUACGGAUGAUCGAACAUCACAUGGGAGCAGAAAAUUUCCAAAAAGGGCUUCAGGAGUACCUAAAAAAAUAUGAAUAUCAAGCAGUGAAGCCAUACAAGCUCUUCACAAUCCUCGAUGAAGUCAAUCCGGAAGCGAAAAUUAUGGAAAUUUUCGAGCCAUGGACCUCUCAAGCUGGAUUCCCGUAUCUUACAGUGACCUCAAACGACAACAACACCCUCAAAAUCUCCAAAAAUCGAUUUUUAUUUGACGAAAAAGAGCCGGAGGAUGUCUCAAAGUGGUCUAUUCCCAUCACUUUUGCCAAUCGCGAAGAGCAUUUCACUGAAACCGCGACUCAAGUUGUCUAUCCGAACACCCAAACGAAGGAUUUUAGCAUAAAAUUGCCGGAAAAUGGAACUUUGGGCUUUUAUCUCCUCAAUGUUCAACAAGUUGGCUUCUAUCGCGUGAAUUACGACGAAGAAAAUUGGAAAUCUAUUCGUGGAUUUUUAAAAUCCGGCGAUUUUGAGAAGAUUCACGUGUUAAAUCGGGCUCAAAUCGUUGAUGAUUUGUUCAAUUUCGCGAGAAAUGGAAUUUUGUCGUACGAUUUUGUGAUGUCGAUCGUGGAUUAUGUGAGAGAAGAGAAGAAUUACAUUCCGUGGGUGUCGAUGUUCAAUGGAUUGUCCUAUUUGUCACGCAGAAUUGGACUGAAUUCGGAUUAUGAGCGCUUCCGGAAACACGUCCUGUACCUCACAGAAAGCCUCUACAAACAACUCGGAUUCGAACCAAAACCAGAAGAAACCCAUUUGGACACAUUAUUACGGACAAAUCUCCUUAACUGGAUGUGCAAACAUGGACAUGAGGAAUGUUUGAUGCUCGCAAUUGAUGAAUUUGACAAAUUAAUGAACGAUAAAAAUUAUUCAAUUAACCCAAAUAUUCGCGUUCCCGUGUAUUGCAAUGCAGUUCGUCGCGGAUCUGGAACAGAAUUUGCAUUUUUAUGGGAAAAAUACAUGACCACAAACGUCGCUACUGAAAAAAUUAACCUUUUAAAUGCCUUGGGAUGCACCAAACAGCAGUCGUUAGUGAAUAAUUUAAUGGACAAAAUCCUUUCCGAUGACAUCAAAAUGCCCGAUAAGAAGCCCGUUUUUGCCAAUAUUUAUACCAGUAACCACGAGAAUGUUGAUUUAGUCUUCAAUUAUUUGACCCAAAACUGGCAAAAAUGGGAAAAUGUCAUGGGAAGCAUUGGUGAAGUAUUAACUGAACUUUCAGACCAUUUCACGACCGAAACUCAAGUCAAACGUUUGGAAGAUUUCUCAAAAAUACCCGAAUUAAGUGAAAAUAACGUCAAAUUAAUCACAAAAGCCGUAGAAAAUGCCAAAAAAUUUUUAGAAUGGGACGAAAAACGUCUUGUCGAAGUCCGAUCUUACUUCAAGAUGCUCGACGACACAGGAAAUUCAGCUAAAACUGUUUCCAUCAGCUACGGUCUCAUACUGGGCAUCGCCUGUUACCUCCUAAUCUUGAGUUAAAAAGCAAUAAAU
Molecule: messenger RNA, 2808 nt
Organism: Culicoides brevitarsis
Lineage: Eukaryota; Metazoa; Arthropoda; Insecta; Diptera; Ceratopogonidae
Product: membrane alanyl aminopeptidase-like
Exons: 7
Coding region: 1-2796 (931 amino acids)
Biological process (GO): proteolysis; peptide catabolic process
Cellular component (GO): cytoplasm
Molecular function (GO): peptide binding; metalloaminopeptidase activity; zinc ion binding
Source: RefSeq, a predicted model, not a curated record